This is a messenger RNA of Staurois parvus, 307 nucleotides long. The record is from the annotation of a GenBank genome assembly. NCBI's taxonomy places the organism in Eukaryota, Metazoa, Chordata, Amphibia, Anura, Ranidae.
UACUGUGAGAGCUGUGAUUGGUCACAGCUUGUCACGUGGUACAAGGCUGUUGUGAAUAGCCCUGUACCAUGUGAUCUCAGUGAUCAGUCACAGAUUUCACACGUAGUAAGCAAUGAUGUCAGAAGUGACACCUUGCUUACUACUCUGCAUGUGAUCACUGAUUGGCCAAUCAGUGUGCCCUACCCACGCCACCAGAUGUCAGUCACCGGGUCCCGGCCGGAGAUUCCCCGCCGGCACCCGGUGAUCGCCGAGUAACACUGGCAGGAGAGAGACCCGGGUUUUUACACUCAGGUUUCUCCCCUGUCAG